AUGAUGGUAUAUGGAUUAAAAGCACUUGUUCUAGUGACAUUUUCAUCACUUUUCACAACACCAGCAAAAGCAGAUCAAACAGAAAUUAAACUUGGGAAUGACUGUCAUCAUGAUAUGGAUUGUUCAGAUCACAUAAAAGGAAGCUAUUGCUCAUUAGGAGGAGUUUGUGAAUGUUCUCCUUUCUAUGUUAUGCUAAAUGACACAGUGUGUUUAUCAUCUCAACUUCUAGGCAACGACUGUAUAAAAGAUGAACAGUGCUCAAUGCGUGUGGCUAAUAGUGGUUGUUUAGAUGGUGCAUGUCGUUGUACCGAAGGCUUUCUACAGUUUCGAAAACACACAUGUUUGCUACCUGCACAACCUGGAACUGUAUGCUAUUCCAAUCAUCACUGUAAAAUGUGGGAUUUAAAUUCGCAUUGUGACUUUUUAAUACCAAAUCUUUUUGGACGAUGUCAAUGUUCACUACCUGCUCGAUUAAAUGGACUAAAUUGUACAUUGGAAAAUGAAGAGGAAAUGGAAACAGAAAAUACAAAAUUCAUAAAUUCACUUUCAGAGCUAAUUUAUCCACAUGGUCAUGAAAAUCAUGUGCCGGAGCAAAUUUUAAAUAAUUUAGUUGAGACAACACAUAACAUACAGGAACUAUCAAAUGAUAAUGACUCGUUCGAUUAUCCACAAGAAUUUUCGGGACCAAUAGACAUAAAUACAGAAAACAAUCAAAACAUGGAUGAUGAAGAUCAGUAUGAGGACAAUGAAAUUCAAGAUGAAGAUUUUGAGGCUGAAAUUAUUCCACAUGAAACCGAGCAAUUAUUGCAACAAUCAGAGCAUUCAAAUCAAAUGAUACAUCCAGAUGAUAAUACAGAGCAAACACAAAUUGAUGAGGAAAUAGCAACAGAAGCAUAUGUUCAGGAAAUAGAAAAUCAAUCAAAUGCAAAUGAUAGAGAUAAUCAAGAAAAAAAUACUAAUGAUGAUGAUAAUAAUAAUCAAGCAAUUGACAGUGAAAAUACAGAGAAAGCAAUGAGUGAAGAAAGUACAACUGUUGUACAAGAAGUUGAUGAAAAUCUUACAACCCAAUCUGAUGUGAUUGAUCGUGAGAAUGAAACGAUAGAACAUAAAACAGUAGCAGAGGAAGAACACAUUACAGAAGAGCAACAAAUAGUGAAUGAUUUGGUUGGUGGAGAUGAAAAAGCAAAAGAAGAACAUAAUAAAGAAAGUAAUAAUAUAAAUGAGAAUUCAGAAGUGGUAGAAUCUACUACGGUCAUAAAAGAAAUAAAUGUUGCGCCUUCAGAAAAACCUGUUGAAAAUGAAAGUUUUGCAGAAUCACAGCAGCAUGAAGAAAAUGUAAGAAUUGAUGUAAAUGACCCAAUACAUUCUACUUAUUCAACAUUAACAAGUGAAUCAGCAACAGUAACGGAUAUUCCAUUAGAUGCGACCACACAAUCCAUAAUUGAUAUAACAACAAGGACAGCUAUAAUUGAACCAAAUGCAGAAAUAUCAUCAACCAUCCUUAAUUUAAUCAAUAACGAACAAGUUCCUGAUAUAACCACUACACUAUCAUCUCUAAUCACUGGAGAAAUAACAAAAAAUACAAGAAAAAAAACAAAUAGAUUAGACCUCGAUAAUUUAGCAGUAUCUUUAGGUUUACCUUGUGAAAAUGAUCACCAAUGCCAAUUGGCAGAUUCGCACUCUUAUUGCAAUGAACGAAACGUAUGUGAAUGUGAAGCAAUGAGAAGUUCAACGAUAUCGAGUGAAUGCUCAGCACAAAAUCGAGGAUGUGCAGAAGGGACAUUCCAGUGCCGUUCCAGUGGUGUAUGCAUUUCGUGGUUCUUUGUCUGCGAUGGGAGACCAGAUUGUAGCGAUGCGUCAGAUGAAGAAUGUUCAUUUUCAAUGGAUUCAAAAAGUCAAAACAGCACACAUGAUUGUCCACCACAAUCAUUCAAAUGCUAUCGUAGUGGAAAAUGUGUUUCAAAAGCUGCAUUAUGUGACAAUAAAGUGCAAUGUCCAAACGGCGAAGACGAGGAAAAGUGUGACUUUAGAAAAUCAAGAAGGUGUCCUGAAAAUACAUUCCCAUGUCGAAGUGGUGAAUGUCUACCCGAAUAUGAGUUCUGUAAUGCAAUCAUAUCCUGUAGAGAUGGAAGUGACGAACCCCCUCACUUAUGUGGAUCAGAUAUAGUGAUCACAAAUGUUUUCCAAAGGCCUUCCGCUUUUCCUGCGGCUAGAGGCAAUCGCUAUUGUCCACUAAGAUGUGGAAAUGGACGAUGUAGAAGCACUGCGAUUAUUUGCUCUGGACGUGAUGGAUGUGGGGAUUCUACUGAUGAAAACAAUUGCUCAGUUUGUAGAUGUCCAGCACCUUCAUCAUAUGAAUCACUUAGUACAUCAGAAACAAAUCACCAAUCAAAUUUUAAGCAAAUACGUAAAAAUCGGAUCGGUUGGUUUCAGUUCUUAAAAAGUUUAAGUUAAAUAGCACAUGAUUGAAUAAUUUAAUGAAAUAUAUAUAUUUGUAAAUUUUUGUGCCAGUCUGUUUGUGUGCUGUAUAGAAAUAUUUAUAAUUUCAUCAAUUAUUUUAUUCAUAAAUUUCCUCAAAUUGGCUAUGAUUGUAUUAAUAAUUUAGAUUAAAUUGGAAAUCAUGGGCACUCAUUUCAAAAUAAAAAAGUAUUUGUAGUCAAUUAUUUUAACAAAAAAAAAAAUAUGGAUAAUAAUUAAUAUUAAUUUAUGUAAAAUAUUAU
Messenger RNA from Chironomus riparius, 2720 nucleotides. The record is from the annotation of a GenBank genome assembly. Lineage: Eukaryota; Metazoa; Arthropoda; Insecta; Diptera; Chironomidae.